CCAGGAUGGCCUUGAGCUCAGAUUCAUCUGACUCUCCCAAAUCCUGGGAUUAAAGGGAGGAGGUGGUGGUGACGUCACUGGGGCCACUUCACCUGGGUUAUAAGGCUCUGGUCCUGGCUGGCUGCUCAACGGAGAGGUCCAAGGUCCGGACUCCCCACCAUGCCGCGCCGUGCACCCACCUCAGCAGCGCUGCUGCUGCUGCCCCCGCUGUUGGCACUGCUGCUGGGGACUGCCUCCUCGGUUCCCCUGGCGCCCAGACCCUCCAAGGAGGAGCUAACCCGCUGUCUAGCAGAGGUGGUCAUGGAGGUGCUGACACUGGGCCAGGCCCAGAGAGGCCUCUGCACAGCUCUGCUCCACAAAGAGAUAUUCGAGACAGAGCCCCAUGGCUGUGUGUCCCUUGAGGAGAAGAGGUUACUGGGUGGGGACUUCAACAAGCAGGAGACUGGAAAGAUGAGGUCCAGCCAGGAGAUAAGGGACAAGGAAGAGGAGGAAGCAGCAGAGAGGACCCACAAGUCUGAGGUGCAGGAACAGGCCAUCCACACUCAGCUCCACAGCCAGCUUCACCGGGAAGAGGAGAAAGAGGAGGAAGAGAAGAGGCAACCACAGAAGACCUUCGAGCAUAUGUGGGAGCAUCUAGAGGGUGCCAGGGGCCCCCAGAAGCGGGUGGCUGAGAAGGCCAGCGAUGAGGAGACGGCCCGGUUUCAGGCAGAGGAGAAGGGCAUGCACCUGCUGGGCGGAGGCCACAGCCUGUGGCAGGGGAGUGAGAUGGCUGGGGGAGAAAGGCACGAAGAGUCCUCGAGCCAUCGUCACCACCUGGAACAGCCAGGCACCAAGGCCAAGCAGGAGGAAGAGGCAGAGGAGGAGGCGGCUUCAGAGCAGGAGGAAGACAAUGUGGAGCAGCUAGAGCGUAUUAAGGAGCAGCUAAAGAAGGCCACCGCCAUGCUGGGAGAGGCACUUGGAAGGGAAGGCUGACCCUAACCCACUCCCCUCCUUUUCUGUACGCCCUAAGGCUCAGGACUGUUGAUCUCAGAGCCCCCAUCCCACCAACUGGCAGGGGCUGGGAAGCAAGGGUGUGCCUGAGAACCAAGCCUGAGAGAAGUCUGAGUGGGGCGAGGCUGGUUCAGACUGACUCAGGACCCCACCCCACCCCUCCAUCCCUGAGUGAAUA
This is a messenger RNA of Arvicola amphibius (Eurasian water vole), 1168 nucleotides long. RefSeq names its product coiled-coil glutamate rich protein 2 (gene Ccer2). NCBI's taxonomy places the organism in Eukaryota, Metazoa, Chordata, Mammalia, Rodentia, Cricetidae. The transcript has 6 exons. The record is from RefSeq and is a predicted model, not a curated record. The coding region runs from base 160 to 972 and encodes 270 amino acids.